Funneliformis geosporum is the source of this 548-nucleotide messenger RNA. The record is from the annotation of a GenBank genome assembly. Lineage: Eukaryota; Fungi; Glomeromycota; Glomeromycetes; Glomerales; Glomeraceae.
GCGAAACUGUUAAGAUUCUUUAUGAUCUAGACAAAGGUUUAGUGGCUAUGAGAAGAGGUCUUAAGAUGCUUCGAGAAGCCAAAAGAUAUCUAAAAUCAGUCCAUGUUCUAACUGUCCUGCAGACACAGUCCCAGACAUGGACUUUCAAACAUCCUGUGUCUGCCAAAAAUCACUGGGAUAACGUUCAUGUUCAACAUUGGACAAGAGAUUUUACUAAUAUUAAUGUUACCUGGAGUUCUCUUGACAGUGUAAUUUAUAUCAGUACUGUAGAAGCUGGUAUCACCUUUGAAAUUCCUAAUCAUUUUGAUGCUAUUAUAGGAAUUAGUAAUAUUAAAACAGGAGUACAUAUCGAAGCUUUUACACAGAUGCUUUAUCAAAUUCAGAAUUGUCUACAACACAUAAUUUCUUUAUAUAAUAGACUUUCUGUUUUAAGGUCUAUUGAUUUACCAAUAGCAGUAAAAGGAUAUCGGGAAUGGGAUAAAAUUGCUGAUUGUUAUGCUCUUGAUGCAUCUUCAGCAGUUGAAACCUAUAUUGAGGCUGAAUAUUAA